This is a messenger RNA of Brassicogethes aeneus, 2361 nucleotides long. Lineage: Eukaryota; Metazoa; Arthropoda; Insecta; Coleoptera; Nitidulidae. The record is from the annotation of a GenBank genome assembly.
GAAACGGUACAUGCGAAAUGGAGACAGACAAAAGACUUUUUGCAAGGACUUAUUUUCUGUUCGUCGACCUCUCCAGUCUCGCCAACUAGACGGUACGUCAGGGAUGUUUUUGUUUUGAAUGCCCUGCGACCAAUAGAAACCCUCAUAAACAAAUCGCCGCGUCGUGAUUCGCCGACUGGAUGCCUGGUCCAAGGACGUUGUACUAACAGUUCGGAAGAUUUGGUGAAAAGUGCAUGGUGUGCGGUGAUUUUAGUGGAAAAAUAUAUAAAUUUUUUAACAUUUUGGUCCAUCGUACUAUGAUUUAUGCUGGCAGAAACAAAGUAGAGUCUUCACAUCAAUCACCAUUUCAAGAAAGAAACAAAGAAUUAGAUGCCCAUAAAUCAAACAGUUGUCGCCUAUGGUGGCGGGGUAAAAAUAAGCACAAUAGAUAUUACAUUUCAGAAAAAUCAACGCAAAUGGCUGUAGACUCAGUUAAACAACAGUUGAAUAAAGUAUUUCAUGAAGAUGAGGCCCCAAUUAAUAAAAAAUUGCCUAAGGAACUAUUAUUGCGGAUUUUUUCCUAUUUAGACGUUGUGUCUUUGUGUCGAUGUGGCCAAGUUUCUAAAUCAUGGAAUAUAUUGGCUUUAGAUGGAAGCAACUGGCAAAGAAUUGAUCUUUUUGAUUUUCAAAGAGAUGUGGAGGGGCCAAUCAUAGAAAACAUAUCUCGAAGAUGUGGAGGAUUUUUACGACAGUUGUCUCUACGUGGUUGCCAGUCCAUGGCAGAUGGCUCAAUGAAAACACUGGCUCAGUUGUGUCCAAAUGUAGAAGACUUAAAUUUAAAUGGUUGCAAAAAGAUUACUGAUGCAACCUGUAAUGCUCUUUCGCGACAUUGCUCUAAAUUACAAAGGUUAAAUCUGGACAGUUGUGUUUCUAUAACAGAUUCGUCGCUUAAGGCCAUCAGCGAUGGAUGUCCAAACAUGACACAUGUCAACAUAAGUUGGUGUUGCAAUAUAACUGAAAACGGAGUUGAGGCCCUUGCCAGGGGUUGUCCAAAAUUAAAGAGCUUCAUCAGCAAGGGAUGCAAGCAAAUCACUUCACGCGCUGUCAUUUGUUUAGCCAACUUUUGUCAACAACUUCAAGUUGCUAACCUUUUUGGAUGCAACAAUAUUCGGGAUGAAGCGGUACAAGCAUUGGCAGACAAGUGUCCGCGUCUGCACUAUCUUUGUUUGUCCGGUUGUUCUGCGCUGACUGAUAUUGCCCUUAUCGCACUCGCACAGCAGUGUCAUCUUUUGUCUACGUUGGAAGUGGCUGGAUGUUCGCAGUUCACCGACGCUGCGUUUCAAGCCUUAUCAAAGAAUUGUCGGUUUUUAGAAAAAUUGGACUUGGACGAAUGUGUUUUAAUUACAGACAUUACUUUAAUUCAUUUAGCCAUGGGCUGCCCUAGGAUAGACAAACUGACGUUGUCACAUUGUGAACUAAUCACCGACGAAGGCAUUCGACAUCUGUCGAUGUCACCAUGCGCGGCCGAAAACCUCACUGUUCUAGAAUUGGACAACUGUCCGCUGGUGACAGAUGCGUCGUUGGAACACCUCACCUCUUGUCACAACUUACAACGGGUCGAGCUCUACGACUGUCAGCUUAUUACUAGAAUCGGAAUUCGAAGACUUAGAAACCACUUACCAAAUAUAAAAGUACAUGCCUAUUUUGCACCCAUCACGCCGCCGCCCUCUGCCGGCGGGUCCCGCCAAAGAAUUUGUCGAUGCUGCGUGAUUAUAUGAGAAAGCUGCCCCGACGGACCCAAUGAUUUGCCACCGUAACCUAAACGGACGGACAUGUGUUCAUGCUUUAAACUGUUUAAGACAUUUUUUUAAAUAAACCUCAAAGUUUAUUACAAACGCAUGAUCGACAAGUUUUUAGCCAAGUUUAUGAGAUGAUUUGGCACUACAGGUAGGUAUUUAUGUUUUUUGUAUUAACAUAUAAUCUUACUUCUUUAUAUUGCCCGUUAAAGUUGAUAUUUUAGGCAAACUUUUAAAGAACAUUUUCAAAUACAUAUUUUAUACGGAAAAAACAUAAUAACAAUAAAUAAUAGAUUAAAUUGAAUUAUAGGUAGGUAAUACCUACUAGGUACUUGAUUUUUAAACACUACCACAAAGGAUAUUGAUAUUCCUAAAAUUUUAUAACAAAAUUAUGUGGCUUUAUUUUGUAAAAUAUUUCACUAAAAGAAAGAUUUCUAAAAAUUAUCAAGACUUUAAUUAUUUGUACUAAAUCAUCCUUUACUUAUGUUUUCAUUUUAUUUAGACUAUAAUUGCUAUUAUUAUCCAACCAAUAUAAUAUUUUGACUCAUUGAUGUUAAAAAAAUAUCAAAUAUAGAUAUGAAAAUAA